Messenger RNA from Mycena indigotica, 1011 nucleotides. RefSeq lists its product as uncharacterized. The transcript is spliced from 4 exons. The record is from RefSeq and is a predicted model, not a curated record. The coding region runs from base 10 to 1011 and encodes 333 amino acids. Lineage: Eukaryota; Fungi; Basidiomycota; Agaricomycetes; Agaricales; Mycenaceae.
UCACUCUUCAUGCCUCUUCCAUUGAAGCUCAUCUUGGAUGAUUGCAUUCCUCUCCAUAUUUUAGAGGACAAUAUUCAUCAGAUAUGUCGUGCUCGUCUCGAGUGGUCCUGGGGAUUGCCUGUGGGUUCUCUUGAAAGCUACUUGAGCCUGUUUACGGACCCUGUCGUCGAAGAAUUGCUCGCGGAUGACAAGUCGAUUCUGAUAGUUGAGCCAGAUGUGGCUGAGAGCACGAACAUCGCAAUGAUGGAUAGACGGGAGGAACUGAGACAACCCUGCCCUAUUGACGAGGUGUACAACGGUCAACAGUCCUUCGAGUAUCUCGUUUUUGAAGCCGAUAAAUCCUCUCGUGUGCCACCUCGUCUGAUCUCUUCCCCCAUCCCGCCGCAUUUGACGAUUGGACGUUCCGUGAUGAAACUCUUCCUCAAUCGAAUAUUUCCAGACGAGGGAGCAGCAUUACUGGAAGCUCUUCUCAAGCUCCCGACGUCUUGCAAGUUAUGGCCCGAAAGCACAAUAAUUUCAACAUACUCAAUGCUUGACACGGGUCUGGGAUAUGCAUUCCGCAUGUGGAUGCUUGCAAAAGUGCCUCCCGGUUUUAUUGCCGGUCUCACGGACGCCCAACUCCCAGACGAAUCCGAUGGGUCGGGCGGCGUAUCCUUAGCCUCCCAUUCUUGCUACUCCGAUGAAACCUCCAGGACUCCGCCUCGUCGACUACUCCCUGAAGAACUAGCGAGAGACCCGAACGACGAAGAUGCUAUCACCGAUGACAGUGUCUCUGAAGUUGAAAUGGCGAAGCGGCGGCGGAAAUAUGAAGAUCGGUGGAUAAAGGGCGUUAGCAGCUGGGUCCGCGAAACUGACGGCUUGGACGUUUCGGCUUACAACGACGAGGAAGUACGAAUAGUGGAUGAAGAGUUUAAGGAGGCAGCACGGACACUCUCCAGCGUAGAGCUGGACAAACCAGACUAUUUACAAGUGCCAGGGCUACUGAAACGGAAGCGAGGGCUGCCAGUCUAA